Molecule: messenger RNA, 4154 nt
Organism: Notothenia coriiceps (black rockcod)
Lineage: Eukaryota; Metazoa; Chordata; Actinopteri; Perciformes; Nototheniidae
Product: transmembrane protein 62-like
Exons: 6
Coding region: 1-1146 (381 amino acids)
Source: RefSeq, a predicted model, not a curated record
AUGGAGUGUGGAGCACGUCAACAACAACAACAACAACGCCACUGUCAUCGACGCCGCGGCUCCAGCAGCAGCACCCUGUCUGUGCCGAUACUUACUGUGUUGGUCAUGAGAGCUGCUCCUCGCCCGCAGGAUCGCACAGUGGCAGCUCUGUGCGGCCAGCAGCGGGCCCGCACAAUACAGCCCUGCGAUGAUGAUGAUGAUGAUGACUGCAUACAUCCCCAAGAACCCUUAAUUGUCUCGGUUCCAAAUAGGAUCUUGGCUUUCUCGGAGGCCACAAUCACAGCGGUGCAUGUGACCGUGGAUGGGGAGCCUCUGGGGGAGGGCCGCUCUGCUGGAGGUCCUCUCUAUGUUCUGCUGUGGGAUCCAUCUCUCUACCUCACUGGAGUGCACACCAUCAGAGUUAAAGUGGAGGACUCGGCGGGCCGGUCGUCAGUGCGGGAGCAGCACUUUACUCUGGAGGGCAACCUGACUCCUAGCUUUGGGUUCAUGCAGUCCUUCAUCCUCCUCACAGACCACUACAUCCUGGCCCGAGCAGCCUUCAUAUUCGUUAUCCUGCUGAAUGUGGGGGUGCUGCUGGCCUUCAGGUUCCUGCCUGCUCCUUCUGGGAGAGGAUUGACCUCUCAAGCAUGCAUGUCUCUCCAUCUGGUCAGCUCAAUGGACACCUUCUACUACUCUCUGCUGCUAUUCAACCUGUGUACAGCCUUAGGGCCAUGGUUCGUAGGAGAGCUGAUAGAUGGCCAUAGUGGUGCCUGCUUCGCCUUCGGGGUGUUUGUCGAUGGGCACUUCCUGGAAGGCAGUCUCACAUAUGUUAUUGGAGUCGUUCAACUGCUUUUCUUCAACAUGCCCCUCACCUGCUAUCUCUGCUGGAGCCUCCACCACCGUUGCCGUGGUAACACCUUCCGAUCCCACUUCCUGCGGCCGGGCUGCCGCUGGCGGACUCUGGCGUUUCACCUCCUCAUGCUGCUGCUGCUCACCUGGCAGGCGCACUCCUGCUACUUCCUCUUCGAGACCUACGGCGCCGUGGCCUUCUUACUGUCUCCGGUCCGCACGUGGGCGUUCGGGCUCAGUCUGCUAUUGGUCUACCACGCCUGGACAUGCCCCGCCCCUCUCGCUCGUGACAACAGCAAGAGCGUCACUCCUUCUUGACAGUAAUUGCACUGUUUCCACCCACGAUCUCUCUGGAGCCUGAUAUAUUUUACUGUCCCUAUCCACCUUUGAAAGCAGCUCCUUUCUUUCUCUCCUUCUUCCAAAACCAGUACAUCACUCACUAUCCUGUUAAUCUUGUUUACUUAAUAUGCAUGUUAUUGUUAAACACCGGUGAGCACAUUUCUAGCCAUAUCCAAAACAAUGUGUACAGUGUAAGAAAAGAAAAAAAGACACCUUGGGAGUGAAAUAGCCUCUUUGAGCUACGAGCGGUCCAAAUUGUGCUGCACUUAACAGUCAGUAUAUUCUGCUGUGAUUCAGAGGGAUAGUUUGUCAUUUUUAAAGUGGGGUUGUAUGAGGAACUGACCCAUAAAAAGAUGACAGUCAUUGCGUCACCACUUUGGAGAGACAGAUUACCGGCACAAAAGCUAAGCAACGUACUGCUGUGAAUCGGGGACAUUGGAUUUCUAAAAAAAAUACACUUUUUCAUUUCUUUAGGUGUAUUCAGAAUAUUUGAAAUGCUUCACCUUGCUGACAGAAGCCUUUCUUUUAGGUGGCUACAAUAUUUUUUGUUCUGCUUCCCUCAUCCACAGCAGUACACUGAUUUGCUUCUCCAGAUCAGAGGUGUGCCGAUGACAUGAGCUACUGAUUAAAACCUCCUGCAACAGCAUUUCAAACUAUCCCUUUAGGCUGACUCGUUUACUUGAGCGUUUAGCUUUCUUUAGGAAGUGUUGCCUUGGCCGAAUGCCACCUCACCACUGCCAAAGGAUGAAUAAGUUAAUAAUAACGACUUCUUCAUCUUUUUAUUCUUCCCGCUGAAAAUCAUUUUCAUUCGCUAAAUGAAGGCUGGGCGUGCCAAACCAUACCUCGUGUUUACCUGCUGACUCACAAACAGUGCGGAUAAGAAAGCUUCCUUUUGUAUUCUGUGAGCUUUCCUGACUCCCCAUGGCCGACGGUGUUGUAGUUACAGUAAAUCCGGGGGAGAUGACGCAGGAAAAUGCAACCUAGGUCAUCAUAUGUUAAAGUUUAUUCCACACGUGAUUACAGGAGAUCAGAGGAAGGAGAUUUCCAAAUCAAUCACAUACUGUAGUUGGUCUGUGUUCAAAUGGUUGAUGAUUUAAAGUGUUUUUAAAUAAAAUACCAUUGCACACAACUGCCACAAAACAUGUCAAUAUUCACAGUGAAUAGUUAAAAAAUCGUACACGCCGUUUUUCACCAAAACGCAACAACAUGCCGGUCCUGACUCUUCGUGCUCCUUCAAAUGUGACUACAGAAAGCAGCUGUUUGUUUCUCAGGAAUGUGAGCACUUGAACAAAAGGCUGGUGCCAGUAGUAUUUCAGGACAAUGUUUUUAUACUACAUGGUAGCUCAUUGAACUAAAAAACAUUUUCAACAGCCCGAGAUGUGUGGUGGCUUCCAAACUAAAUGAAUGUGUAAUAGAUGUGAUGAAAUGAGAAGAACCAGUACUAUACUGUUUUAAUUAUUUAUUAUUUCUGAUUGUAUCGAGUGAUUUCUCUUUUUUCCCCCUUCAUGUUAUAUAUCUGCACUGGAAAUGGGUAUUCCUUGAAAUAAUUGAAGUUCAUUUGAGAGCUUUUUGUGUGAAAACGAUGUUUGUCUGUGUUGUUCUGAAACUGCACUCAAUCCGUCUGUAGUAGCAGUUGCCUGAAAUCCACCAGAACUAGCUGAUCUAAAUAUAAAAGACAAAUAGGCUGAAGACCACAUUUAUCAAGUCUUUUAAUAGAAGUAAUGUUCUAACACAGUUGAAUCCUGGGUUUUUUCUAAACUAUACCCAGCAUGAGUGCGGAAUAAUUGCUCCUGUGAUAAGACAUGCAGUUUAUUAUUCGAACAGCUGCUUGACACUAGGAGACUAAAUUAUGUGCACUCUUGAAGGAAAUUGUUUGAAAACCUUUUCCCUUCUCUGCUCAGACAAGUGUUAUGGAAGCACUACCAAAUGAAUAAUUCCAGCGUAGAGACGGAUAUUAAAAAUGGAUGACUUUUGUUAUUGGCAUAGUUAAUUUCCCUAAUGCUGCGCAGUACCUCUCACAAGAUAUAUAUAUCUGUCCACAAGGAGGGAGUAGUGUGUUGCAUUUGACUUCCACACCAACUAAUGCAUGGAACUGUUUUGUUUUCUGUUGCAGAAAAGCACCAAUUGUUAUACUCUGAAUCUGGUUGUGAUUGUUCUGUACUGUGCACUGAUUUUAAUUUUCACAACAACAAAAAACCCAUUACUACCACUAAGUCUCUGAAAGGGCAUAUACUGUAAGUAAUGUACCGGCGAUCACUUCUUUUGCAUCCUUUCCUAUGUUCAAACACUGAAGUAUAUGAAUGAAAAGACUUACUAAGGUAAGAGCCAAUCACAAUGUUAUUUUAUUAAUGGUUUAUAGUGCUGUGGAAUAAAAUGUUCAUUACAGUAAAUCAUAUAUUUUGUGUUUGUUCUCUUGUCAUUGUCACAGAAAGGGAGUCAACAACAAUAUGAAGCCCAACAAUGACAAAAACUAACCAUGUCAAUAAAUAAUACUGUUAGUUAAAUAAUUAGAAAGGAUUGUAAAAGUUAAAUAAAUGCUUCAUAUUUAUCCUUUUAACUUAAAUCAGUUCCCUCGUAUUAGGCCUACUCUUUUUUUUCCUAAUUCAGCUUGGUACACAUUUAAUCGUUUAUCCAUAUCUAACACUUUCCAUUUUCCUCAACACAUAUGCAAUUUUACUCGUGUUUAUAGGAUACCAAGAUUUCCAUUGGUAUGUAGCUUAACUGAAAACAUUGGUGGAACAUUUAAUUACCAAGCACUAGCUUUUUCCGCUGGCUACAUCUCUUUGUAAAACUAAUGUAAUCCAUAUUUAUGAUCCCUUUCCUAAUGCUGCAGAAUCACUUCUGUCGUCUUUGUAGCUCCCUCACUCUAGCACAUGUGUCAAAACUCAAGGCCCGGGGUCCAAAUCAGGCUCUUGGUGGAUUUCAUUUCGGCCCGCAGGAUAAUUUCUAAUUCCUAUUAGAUCUGGCCCGCCGGUAUAUUGCACGCA